Molecule: messenger RNA, 952 nt
Organism: Culex pipiens pallens (northern house mosquito)
Lineage: Eukaryota; Metazoa; Arthropoda; Insecta; Diptera; Culicidae
Product: cuticle protein 65-like
Exons: 2
Coding region: 176-676 (166 amino acids)
Source: RefSeq, a predicted model, not a curated record
CUGAUGCUGUAAAGGGACACACGGAUCUGGGUUUCGGAAAAAAGAAAAACACGGAGCAGCUAUAAAAUGGCUUCGACUAGCCGCAAACAGUGGCAGUAGUGGUUUGUAGUGCAAUUUAUCAACUUAGGCUUAAGCUGUUCUCUACCUAGAUCUCAACUAAACCGUUUCUCUCAAAAUGAAAUUUCUGAUCGUACUAACCUGCUUGGUGGCCGCUGCCUGUGCCGCCCCUAAGCCCGCUCCCAUCGGAGGUUACUUCGGUGACGACCAUGGCCUCUCGUACGCCGUGGCCGCUCCAGCUCCGGUGGUCAAGUAUGCCGCCGCGCCCGCUCCGGUGGUUUCCUAUGUCCACGCGGCCCCGGCCGUCCACGCCGUUCAUGCCGCUCCGGCUCCGACCAUCGUGAAGGCUGCCGUUCCGGCGGCCACCAGCUACGCCACCAUCCACCAGGUGCACACGCCCGUCCACGUGGCCGCCGCCCCAGCCGUGGUCAAGUACGCCGCGCCCGCUCCGGUAGUGCAGUACGUCCAGGCCGCGCCAGCUCCGGUGGUCAAGGUGGCCGCUGCUCCGACCUACGUCCACGCUGCCCCGGCACCGGUCGUCAAGUACGGACUUGGAGGUUAUGGAGGUUAUGGUGGAUACGGUGGAUAUCACGGAUUCGAAGGAUACCACGGAUGGUAAAUUAAGGCCACGAACGAGGACAAUGGUUUGCCAAAGAUCGUACUGACCCCAUGCGCCCCCUUCAUAGAUGAUAAUGAUGAUGACCGAGCGAUAAGAAGAGAGUGCGUUCUCAGGAUAUGAAUUUCAUCUUCAAGCUAUUUUACUGUCUCUGUAUGGUUAUCUAUGCUGGUUUUUUGUUUUGUUUUUAUUACACGCUUCAAAUCACUGCCGAGCACCUGCUAAUGAGGACAGUCUUGCUGAAGUUAUGUUAUGUUAUGUUUAAUUAAAGAUGUUGAA